AUAAUUUUUGUUUAUUUCGUCGUGUGAGUGAACAAUUUCAUGUUUCCAGGUUUUUGACAGAAAAUAUUUCCCAUUUUGGUUUCAUCGAAUACAGGAGUCGUUUUCUCAAACAGUUAUCCAUUUCAUAACUACUUUCCCACGGAAAGAUAGAGCAAAUCUUUCACUUUCAGUGUCCAGCGGUUAGGUCAAGAAGCCGUCACACGCCUGAGAUUUUGCAGCUAAAGGUGUGAGAAUAUUCUGCGACUCAGAAAAGUAUCAGUGAUUCAAGGUGUGUUAACUUGAGAUGUCAGUGGCGGGAAUAUCACAAAGUAUCCAACAGGUUGAGGUUGUCAAGGCCAAGGUCAAUGGAGAGUUAGAAAUAAACCAUAAUAACAGUGCUGUCAAUAUAGCAGAGAAACCAGCAGAAGAGAUGUCUGUCCAAACUCAGAGUAAUGGACCUGAGGGAUCACGAGACAUGGACGAUGUGAUCCACACCCAGAAGCUGUUUGCUGUUGGGCGGUCAGAACCUGUCCGUCUGCGCAUGUCGGAGAGAGGGCCUGGAGCAGUCAAACCCAUCACCGUCCCCACCCUGCUGCGUCAGGUGGCGCAGAAAGUACCAAACAACGUCGCUCUUGCUGUGAAACGCAAUGGGCAGUGGGUGAAAUGGACAUAUAGUCAGUAUUAUGCAACUGUAUGUCGCACAGCCAAGGCAUUUAUCAAGCUCGGCUUGGAACCCUGCAGUGGUGUGGGCAUUAUUGGUUUCAACUCUCCGGAAUGGUUUUUUGCUGAUCUGGGAGCUAUAUUUGCUGGUGGCCUGGCUACUGGAAUCUACACCACCAACACACCUGAGGCGUGCCAGUUUGUCGCUAGUAACGCCAAGAUUAACAUCAUCGUGGCGGAAAACAACAUGCAGUUGGAGAAGUUCAUCAAGAUCAAGGACCAGCUUCCUCAUCUCAAGGCCAUCAUCCAGUACAGUGGAGAAAUCGCCCACAGAGAGUCGUUUGUCUACUCAUGGGAAGAUUUUGUGAAGCUGGGAGAUGAUGUCCCUGACUCUCAGUUGGAAGACCGAUUGAAGGAUGUUGCCCCGAACAAGUGUUGUACUCUUAUAUACACAUCUGGGACCACCGGGAACCCUAAAGGAGUCAUGUUGAGCCAUGAUAAUGUCACAUGGACAGCCAAAGCAACAGGUGAUGCCAACAAGCUACGCUUUGGUGAGGAGAUUUCGGUCAGUUAUCUCCCUUUGAGCCACGUGGCAGCUCAGGUGUUGGACAUAUACCUGCCGAUAUCAUUUGGAGGAACAGUCAACUUCGCCGGGCCUGACGCUCUGAAGGGAACACUUGGCCAGACACUGAAGGAGAUUCGGCCCACAUCUUUCUUCGGUGUACCACGAGUGUGGGAGAAGAUGAUGGAGAGAAUGCUGGCCAUUGGCAAAGAGACCACUGGCUUGAAGAAGAAGAUUAGCACCUGGGCGAAGGGAGUUGGUCUAAAGGGAAACUACAAUCUUCAGAAUGGUUUUUCGAAGCGAGGAAAAUCGUGUAAACGUGCUGGAUUGCCUUUUGGUUUUGGUAUUGCGAAUGCUCUGGUUUUCUCCAAAGUUCGUGCUGCUCUUGGAUUUGACCGCUGCAGGUUUUUUAUCUCUGGAGCAGCUCCCAUCACCAGGGAUACCCUGGAGUACUUCCUCAGUCUCAACAUCCCAAUAGCAGAGGUGUAUGGCAUGAGUGAGUCUUCAGGUGAGUACUUCCUCAGUCUCAACAUCCCAAUAGCAGAGGUGUAUGGCAUGAGUGAGUCUUCAGGUCCACACACUUUUGGCCGAGAUGGUGCUGAAAACCGCAUAAUGAGUGUUGGUUUUGAGUUUGGUGGCAUUCAGACAAAACUUGCAAAUAUCGACAGUGAUGGCAAUGGAGAGAUCUGCAUGUUUGGCCGCGAUGUGCUGAUGGGCUACCUGGAGAACGAAGAGAAAACAAAAGAGACCAUGGAUGAAGAAGGCUGGCUACACAGUGGAGACAUCGGGAAGAAAGAUAAAGAUGGCUUCCUCUUCAUCACUGGUAGAAUCAAAGAGAUAAUCAUCACAGCAGGGGGGGAGAAUAUCGCCCCGGUGCCCAUCGAAGAUGUGGUGAAGGAGUGCAUCCCAGCCAUCAGCAACUGUAUGUUGAUCGGAGACAAGAAGAAGUUCCUGGCUCUGCUGAUAACUCUUAAGACGGAGGUUGACCCCGACACCCUAGAACCUCAGGUCCAACUGACCGCACCGGCCAUGGAGUGGUGUAGGGCGCAAGGAAGCACAGCAACCACUGUCAGUGACAUCCUUGACAGACCGGACACGGCAGUGUUGAAGGCAGUCCAGGCAGGCAUCGACAAGGCCAACAGUCGGGCUGUAUCUAGAGCAGCUAAAAUCCAGAAAUGGUCAAUCCUGCCCAAAGACUUCUCAAUACCUGGAGGAGAGCUAGGUCCAACCUUGAAACUUCGCCGUCCAAUUGUAGCAAAGAUGUACCUGAAAACAAUAGAUGCUUUUUAUGCAGAGAAAUAAUAUCUCUCCUGUCCUGUGCAAUUGACUCCCACCAAAAUGAACAAAUAAUAGUGCAAGCCAUCAAACCAUGACACCAUUACGUGGACAGAAGUAUGGAAGUGUUAUUUCCAUCGGGGUGUACGGUGACAGCAAGCACCCUGUCUUACGUAACAGCUGAAGAAGAAAUGUCUGACAGUGUCUGUUUAGAGGAUACGAAGAAGGGAGACAUUUGUCGUUUAUCCCAAACUGGAUUUUCAUGGCCUGGGAGACCAUUUCACACUCACUUAGAACAUUAAUAAUCAGAUUUAAUUGCAUAAUUUUCCACUCUCUGUUUAAUACAGUACCCUGUGUUAGGAAACAUGUAAAACAUGUCAAUGUGUGUCAUUAUUUGAAAAUAUCAAUGACACCCACAAAGUAAUCUUAACGUUAUGUUUGUGGUAAGUCUUUGUCUAGUUAAGGGCAUUACUACCAUCUUGAUGGUAACACCACUCUGUGGAAUGGACACCUUAUAGUUGGUGCCAAUAUCAGGUUUUUCCUGUUGGUGUUCUGUUAUAUUAUGAUGGAGAAGGGGUCGGUGGAGUAGCCCAGUUGUUAAAGUGUUCGCUUGUCAAAACCCGGGUUUGAUUCUCCACAUGGGUACCAUGUGUGAAGCCCAUUUCUGGUGUCCCCUGCUGUGAUAUUGCUGGAAUAUUGCUACAAGCAGCGUAAAACCCAACUCACUCACUAUGAUGAAAAAAUAAUUUGUCUACACAAUAACAUGACAAUAUUUUGGUUCACCAAUCCACAUAUCUGACUUCCUACUCUUUGCCAUUUUGUUGAAUGCCCAAUAGCUUUGUGCAUGGCAGUAGUAUUUGCUGUUAACAACACAGCUUAGACUGUUGUUUACAAAUGCAGUAUGAAAGUGUUUAUGGAAAGAAUCCAGUCAUCUAAAAAUUAGAUGUUAUUGAUAAUAUACUACUCAAAAAAAAAACCAAAAAAAACCUUAAUUGGAAGGCUUUGUGCUGUAAUACCCAUAACUUUCACAGAUUAUCUAUAAUCACAGGAACUAAAGUAUGGCUAUUUAGGUUAUUUCGUGUGGAAUAUAUCAUGCAUAGCAAGAGUGCCGAUAGGAUUAUUAUUGUUUUGCUGUUAAAUAUGGUAUGGUGGAGAUGACCUCUAUGAAAACCCAUCAUUCCUCUCGCCAUAUCAAAUGGGUACCACAUGUCUCAGUGUGGCCAUUAUCAGGGAACGUUCAGAAGUAAUUGGGGUGGGGUGGGGGAUUGUACAUUAAAACAAUAUGCUUAAAAUGUAUUUUUUUGGGGGUGGGGGUGUUCAUUGAUUUUGUACAUGACAUACAGUCAGUUACUUUGGACAUAAAUUUCAGGGAAGGGGGAAGAGAGAAGGUCACUGACUUUGUACAUGCCUCUCCAUAAAAAUCAUCUCUCUCACUCCCUCAUUCACACUCCCAAGCGCGCGAGCGCACGCACACACACACACACCCACACACACCCUUAGCAAACCUUCAGAACACAAACAGGACAGGGGAACCUUACCACAAACAGGACAGGGGAACCUUACCACCAGAAGUUAAUAAUCAGCUGCAAAGACUUUUGCAUUCUUGGAAUUGUGAAAAUAUUUUUUUAGUAGUUGUAGAAGCCAGUCCAGCAAGGCAAAAAUGAUCAUGACUAUAUUAAUAGUUUCAUUCACCAUUUAAUCAUCUUUAAAUCAUCCAUAUUUUAUUUCAUGUUGAAUUCUAUAGAUCUGUAGUGUUAAUCAGAACAUAUCCAAGAGUGUGGUUGCCUUGUAUUCUGUCAACUGUCAGGCCCAACAGAUACUUCAAUCAAACUUUUCAAUUUUACCAUAUUUAGUCAAUUUUUAUGAGAAGAACUAAGAGAAAUAUGUUGGAACAAAUAUUUACAUAUUAAUUUACAUCAGUGUAAUUUAUGCAUAAUUUCUUCAAUAUUUUCUGUACGUUUUUAAUAUAUUUACAUUUGAAAAAAUGAACAUGUCAACACACAUUGUACAUAAACAUUUAUUGUGUGUGACAAGUUUGAAUCACAAAUGUGACUGAAUUACUUGAAAGGCAGUUAUGCAUAAUGUAUGAAUCGUUGAAUUAUUUUCUUAUCGACUGUUCAUCCUAUUUUGUGUGGUUGGAGUUUAAUCAAAAUUUGUUCAUCAGGAUCUGUUUGGAAAUUGACAGUGGAUCUCAAUUGUUUAAAUCUGUUUGAAUAUGGUUUAUAUUUUGUUAUUGUCUCAUUGCAGUAUACGUAAUGACUAUAUCUGUGGUAAGGUACUGCACAGUGUUUGUGGAUGGUGUCAAGUUCAUGCUGUGAUAAGGCAGGAGAAAUGCUAAAAGCAGCAAAACCCAACUCACUCACUCACUUGUAUUGCAAUGUGUUGAGCCAAAUGUGAUGAUGGGAAGAGUGAGAGACAGAAAUCACUGUAUCACCGAAGCACAGACUUGCUGACAACAGAUCAAUCAAUUCAAAAUUUGUUGAGACAAGAAUAUGGUGUUGUUGUUUUUUUUUAAUUAUUGAUAUUUCUUCAAUAAUUUAUGGUAUUUUAUACAGAGGCUUAAACAGUUUGUUAUUGAUUGGCACAAUAAUUUGUACUGCAUUAAUUGAGUCUACUAGAAUCUCAGACAUUACUCAGGACUAAUUUUGAUGAUACUUGAGACUUAUGAAUAUGAAGUGUUGUUCACUAACAUCAUCCCGUUGCAUUCCAGUGUAGUCUCUCAUCAAGACGUAAUAUCUUGAAUAAACUGUUGAAUAUUAUGUAUAUCAGUACAUAAUGUCAGUAUAUAUUUUAUAUAGAGAAUAUGGUAUAACUUUAUUUACACUAAGCUCAUAAUUGACCACAGUGUACAUUAGGGAUUAGUCAAAACAUGUUUGAAUGUUUGUUGUUGAAUAAACUGCAAUAUAAAUGAA
Haliotis rubra (blacklip abalone) is the source of this 5388-nucleotide messenger RNA. Its product is annotated as long-chain-fatty-acid--CoA ligase ACSBG2-like. Lineage: Eukaryota; Metazoa; Mollusca; Gastropoda; Lepetellida; Haliotidae. Gene Ontology annotation, cellular component: endoplasmic reticulum; membrane. The record is from RefSeq and is a predicted model, not a curated record. Gene Ontology annotation, molecular function: long-chain fatty acid-CoA ligase activity. The transcript has 18 exons. Bases 284 to 2503 code for a protein of 739 amino acids.